Messenger RNA from Lagenorhynchus albirostris (white-beaked dolphin), 2658 nucleotides. It is a transcript of the gene CFAP58, whose product is annotated as cilia and flagella associated protein 58. Bases 1 to 2658 code for a protein of 885 amino acids. The transcript is spliced from 18 exons. NCBI's taxonomy places the organism in Eukaryota, Metazoa, Chordata, Mammalia, Artiodactyla, Delphinidae. Gene Ontology annotation, cellular component: cytoskeleton. The record is from RefSeq and is a predicted model, not a curated record.
AUGAACAAGGAGCCUUCCCAUCAUAUAGCUUUAAAUCGUCUGCUUGAAAAGAGUGAAAAACUAGUGCUGGAGGAAACUGCGUAUGAAGAAAUAGAAAGGGAUUUUCAGGAGGUUCUCAGCGAACUUACAGGGGACAAAAGUUUGGAGAGAUUUAGGGUUGAAUAUGAGAAGCUUCAUGCUGUCAUGAAAAAGUCUUACGACAAUGAAAAGCGUUUGAUGGCCAAGUGCAGAGAGCUGAAUGCGGAGAUAGUGGUUAAUUCCGCGAAGGUCGCCACUGCCCUGAAGCUCUCUCAGGAUGAUCAGAUCACCAUCACAUCCCUGAAGAAGGAAAUUGAAAAGGCUUGGAAGAUGGUGGACUCAGCCUAUGACAAAGAGCAGAAGGCAAAGGAGACGAUUCUUGCCCUGAAAGAGGAAAUAGUGAACCUAAGCAAACUAGUCGAGCAAGGGUCUGGACUCUCCAUGGACCAGGAUAGCAAUAUCCGAGAUUUGCUGAAGUUCAAAGAAGAAGUGACAAAGGAGCGAGACCAACUCUUCUCAGAAGUGGUGAAAUUACGAGAGACCUUAGCUCAGACCACUGAACAGCAACAAGAAAUGGAGCGGUCCAGGGAAGAGGCCGAGCAGACCAUCAGUCAGUUCCAACAAGAAAUCCAGCAACAUCAGAACGAAGCUUUGCGGGAGACUCGGAAGAAGGAAAAACUAGAGAAAGAGCUCAAGCAGAUUCAGACGGACAUGGACACCAGGCAGACAGAAAUCAAGGCCCUGCAGCAGUAUGUGCAGAAGAGCAAGGAGGAGCUUCAGAAGCUGGAGCAGCAGCUGAAGGAACAGAAGAUACUGAAUGAGAGAGCUGCAAAGGAGCUGGAGCAGUUUCAGAUGAGAAAUGCUAAACUUCAGCAAGAAAACGAACAGCAUAGUUUGAUCUGUGAGCAGCUAUCCCAGGAAAACCAGCAGAAGGCGUUGGAGCUCAAAGCCAAAGAGGAAGAAGUCCAUCAGUUGCGCCUUGAGAUUGGGAAGCUCAACAAAAUCAGAGAACAAAUCCAUAAGAAAUUGCACCAGAUUGAAAGUCAAAAGGGAGAAGUGGAACAGCACAAGGAAACCCUGAAAAAUCAGAUCUUGGGAUUAGAGAGAGAGGUGGAGGCUUCCAAGAAACAAGCAGAACUUGAUAAGAAAGCAGUGGAUGAGCUUCUGAGAGAAAGGGACCUAUUGAAUAAGAAUAUGCUUAAGGCGGUCAGUGCAACCCAGAAACAGAUAGACCUGGUGAAGCUCCACGAACAAGCCAGGAGAAACCUGGAGGAAGAAAUCCAGAACUAUAAAGAAGAGGCUCAGAAGCAGAGAAAGAUUAUCUUUCAACUGGAAAAGGAGCGAGAUCGGUACAUCAGUGAAGCCAGUGACCUUACCCAAAAGGUCCUCAUGAACAUGGAAGGCAUAAAAGUCCGUGAAAUGCAGAUUUUUGACUACAGGAAAAAAAUCGCUGAAUCAGAGACUAAAUUAAAACAGCAACAGAACCUGUAUGAAGUUGUGCGGUCAGACAGGAAUCUGUAUAGCAAAAAUCUGGUUGAAGCUCAGGAUGAAAUAAUGGAAAUGAAUAGAAAAUUAAAGAUUAUGACUCAUCAGGUAGAUCAAUUGAAAGAAGAAAUCUCAGCCAAGGAGUCAGCACUUGCGAAGCUACAUCUGGAACAACAGCACAUAGAAAAGGAGAAGGAAACGUUGAAGGCUGAGCUGCAGAAGCUGAGACAACAAGCAUUGGAGACCAAACACUUCAUUGAAAAGCAGGAAGCCGAAGAGAGAAAACUCCUGCGAAUCAUUGCCGAGGCUGAUGGGGAGAGGCUGAGACAGAAGAAGGAGUUAGACCAGGUCAUCAGCGAGAGAGAUAUCCUUGGGUCACAGCUAGUCCGGCGCAAUGAUGAGUUGGCUUUGCUCUACGAGAAGAUCAAGAUCCAGCAGUCCGUGCUGAAUAAAGGCGAGAGCCAGUACAACCAGAGGUUGGAGGACAUGAGAAUCCUCAAACUUGAGAUCAAGAAGCUUCGCUGGGAAAAGGGGAUUCUUGCCAGGAGUGUGGCUAAUGUUGACGAACUCAGGCAGGAGCUUUUUCACACGCAAAGGGAGUUCCUGAAGGAGAGGACAAGAUGCCGAGCCCUGGAGGAGGAACUGGAGAACCCCAUGAAUGUGCACAGAUGGAGAAAGCUCGAGGCCAGUGACCCCAGUACCUUUGAGCUGAUACAGAAAAUUCAUACCCUGCAGAAGCGUCUCAUCAGCAAGACAGAAGAGGUGGUUGAAAAAGAGCUGCUCCUUCAGGAAAAGGAGAAACUGUAUGUGGAACUAAAGCACAUCCUGGCCCGGCAGCCUGGGCCUGAGGCUGCAGAGCAGCUACAGAUCUACCGCCACACGCUGCGGGAGAAGACCAAGCAGCUUAAAGUUUUGUCUUCAGAACUGAAUAUGUAUGAAUCACAGAGCCAAGAAUAUAAGUAUGAGAUCGAGAAACUUAGCAAUGAACUGCUGAACUUAAAGAAGAAAUACCUUGCUCAGAAACGUAAAGAAUACAUUCAGAAGAACAAGGACAGAAUAGGUACGGAGAAUGCCUUCUCAGUGGCCAAACUAACUGGCCCUCGUUUUGCGGGGGGUGGAUUUCCCCUCAGCAAGUCAUCCAAGAUGAAGUCCUAA